Molecule: messenger RNA, 5971 nt
Organism: Oncorhynchus keta (chum salmon)
Lineage: Eukaryota; Metazoa; Chordata; Actinopteri; Salmoniformes; Salmonidae
Product: interferon-induced very large GTPase 1-like
Exons: 4
Coding region: 3770-4924 (384 amino acids)
Molecular function (GO): GTP binding
Source: RefSeq, a predicted model, not a curated record
CGGAUAACAAAAUCAACAGACUACUAGGCAAAGAGACAGUGACGGUGAAAUGUCUCUCUGAAGGUGAACCGUGUUAUUUUCAUACUGGUCUUCGGUAUUCCUUCAUUAAUUCUUACCAGAGGGAAGUCAGAGACGCCAGAGAGAGAAGGAAGAAGAUGGGAGAGGAAUGCCAAUUGACCAUGGCUUCCCAUCCAGGGGAAAUAGAACUGAAACACUGGCCAGUGGCUUCCCACCGCACCCCAGGUCCUCUGAAGACGUUAUUCCACAAACUUGGUCUGGAAAAACAAUAUCCUAAUAAACUGACUCUUAGAUCUUUGCUUGAGAUCAACAAGGACAGCAUUUCUGAUGACGCUGUUGACUCACUCAAAGCAGUACCACUGUACUUUCUGAGGAAACUAUUGAUUGUCAAUGCAGACUGUAGGAGUUGUACAUGUUUACCUGAGGAUGAAAGUAGCAUAGACCUUUAUAGAGAUGAGAAUCCAGAGAAUAAUGAGGUAAAUCUUCUAGAUCUCAUCACUGCACUCUUUCUCUGUGCUGACAGUUUCCUGCAGCAGGAAAUGGCCCUCAAGAUGUCCAUGUGCCAGUUUGCUGUGCCACUCCUGCUACCCCCGGGCACCGGCAGUCAGAGCACCCUCAUGUUGUGGGCCUUGAGGGCUAUCCUUAAAGAGUGGCGCCCACAUGCUCUAUCAGAGUCAAAAGGGUUUGAGGAAGGUAAUAUUGUCUUUGAGCAAAUACCUUUCAUCUCCUUUGUCAGGCUUAAAGACUGUAGCAUUUCCAAAUCGCAGCUCUUGAAUCAUAUCUUUGGCCAACAGAUUCACAACAUUUUCCCUCACAAAGACAUGGAUGGAGGGACAGCUCCAAGGAUGAUCUCAGGUGGCUUGGUAGAGGCUUGCUGGUAUCUUCCAUGUGGAAAAAGUAAUGGUGGUGGAUUUCCGGAACCACUAACCGUUGCUAAUUUGAGAGGAGAUAUUUGUGCUUCACAAGUACAAUUUAGUUUUCUAACCCAAGUGUCAACAGCCAUCUUCAUCUUUCUGGACAGUGUUGAUGAAGAUGAGCGGAAGUUGUUGCUCUCUCUUGGGGACAUGGGAUCCAAGCUGUUCCUCGUGGUCAAUUCCAAAGGAGAGGAGAGCCGUAAUGCUGAAACGUCGGUAAAUGAGAUAAUGGAGGCAUUCAAACUAAAGUCAAACAAUAAAUUGAUACGGAGAACAAAUGCAAACCUUGCAAAAUUUUCACAUUCGAUCAGCAAAGCCAUUAACAAUAUUUUGAAGGAAUCUACUUCAAAAAUAAGCAUAGAAAGCAUGUCAAACAAAGCUAUCGAACUGGAGAUAUCUGUUGAUGAAUGUAAGACUGAGGCCUCAAAAUCAGCAGCUGAGGAGAUUCUGAAAGGCAUUGGAGACCAGAGCAUAGUGGAUUACAAGAGGAACCAGCUGCCAUUGCAAGGGGAACACUGGAAACAAUUAGCUAAGCUAGAGAAAGAGGAGUGCAGGUUAAAAAACUCAGGGGAAAGCAGAUUGGAAGAGUACAGAGCCAAACUCCAGGAGGAUAAACUGAAGAUUAGAAGAGAGCAGAACAAAUACAAGACUACCACAGCAAUGGCAAGCUUUCUAGGAUACCUGGCAACAACCGAUAAAGAGGGAAAGGCCCUAUUUCUGAAAUGAUUACAGCUCAAGCUGGAUAUAUGUUCACGGAAAGACAUGUCAUCUCUGCGCAACAGAUUCCAAGAACAGUCUUUGGUGAAGCAAGGUAAUAAAUGUUUGGAAGAGCUAGAUCAAUGUAUUUUGGACUCAUCUCUAGGAAUCGAACAUUUCAUGAGAGAGAUGGGACAAAUCUACGAGGCAUCCAGUCUUGGAAAUCCCCAAGCAUCAGCAGAACAUUGCCCUCUACCUGCCCUGGCAGCUGAGCUACUGUUGGAUGGCUAUCCAUUUGAGCUUUUAGAUGGAGAUGCCUCCAACAUCCCAGAGAAGUGGGUGACUGAUGUCCUGAUGGAGCUUCACAGAAAGGUAGGAGAGAAGAGUAAGCUGUUUGUACUAACUGUAUUGGGGGUACAGAGCACAGGGAAAUCAACACUGCUCAACACCAUGUUUGGUGUGCAAUUCCCCGUCAGCAGUGGCAGAUGCACAAGGGGAGCGUUCAUGGUUUUCCUCAGGGUUGGAGAGGACAUGAGGAAAGACCUGCGUUGUGACUUCAUCCUUCUAAUCGACACAGAGGGUCUCAAGUCACCAUCUCUAGCACAGCUGGAUGAAAGCUGUGAACACGACAAUGAGUUGGCAACUCUAGUGAUCGGUCUUAGUGAUAUCACAAUCAUCAACAUUGCCAUGGAGAACUCAACAGAGAUGAAUGACGUCCUGCAGAUAGCUGUUCAUGCCUUCUUAAGGAUGAAAGAAGUUGGGAAAAUUCCAGUUUGUCAUUUUGUGCACCAAAAUGUGGCAGGACUGUCUGCACACAACAAGAAUGUGAGAGACAGAAAAUAUAUUCUGGACCGACUCAAUGAGAUGACACAGAUUGCAGCUGAGAUGGAGAAGCGGCCCUCUGUGAAUAGAUUCACUGAUGUAUUGGAUUAUGAUGCAGACAAAAACAACUGGUAUAUUCCUGGGCUGUGGCACGGCACACCACCAAUGGCACCUGUCAAUACAGGUUACAGUGAAGCUGUUUUCGACCUCAAGAAGAACAUUCUAGAAGUUCUUAAAACAUGCAGGUAUGAGGAACCUUCACAGAUCCCAGAAUUCAUCAAAUGGAUGAAGAGUUUGUGGAAAGCUGUGAAAUAUGAGAACUUCAUUUUCAGCUUCAGAAAUACUCUUGUUGCUCAAGCAUAUGACAACCUCUGGAAAGAAAUGACUCAAUGGGAGUGGGAAAGCCGAAAGAACAUCUAUACAUGGCAGACGAAGGCAGACCUACAAAUCUCAAACCUUGAGGUAAACAGCUUUGAAAACCAGGCAGAAAUCCAAGACUUGCAGAAAUUGGCGGAAUCUUUAAAAUCUGAGGCAUUGAAAAUGGCGGCAACUCUGGAGAAAGAGAUGACAGAGAAACUGGAUGCAUACUACAAAAAGAAAGACAGAAAUGUAUCCCUGAUAGAAAAGAACAAAAUAGAUUUCUUUCAUCAUAUCCGGGAUGUUCACAGAGAUAUCUUAAACACAGAGAAUAAUAAACUUGACAUGGCCGUUACGCUUAAAAUCAGCACAAUCAAGGCCGAUGAUAUUCAUAGAAAACAGAAAGUCAUGAUUGAGCAGAAGGUAUUGCAGCUUCUUCAAAACUCCAGUGACAACAAAACCCCACUCUCAGACGAGCAGCUGGAAGAUGAGUUUGGGAAGAUGUGGAGCCGAGAAGUUGUGAAGAUUUCAGGGUUGACAGAGCAGAACAUUCCUUCUUCUGUUUUCAAGCAGUUGAGAGGAGAUUUCUCUAAUCGCAAUGUGAAUGAGGAGUUUCAAAAUGUAGAGACUCUGACAGCCUACGGCAUGGAGCCUUUCAAGGCCAGGGAUAGACACAUUUGUACUAUGACAAAAUUCAAACUGAAAAUGAUGAUGUUUGGGAAGAAAAAAAAGCGAAAGAAAGUUUGCAGAGAUUUUCAGAGAGCGUUAUUGAUACCUGCAGAAGGAUUAUCCUAGAUUCCACAAAAUCCCAAACAGAUUACCAUGAGUCUCUUACAAAAGAAGUUCUUGAGAAGAUAAACGAAUCUCUGAAAGAAAACUACAAGGACCUAAAAACAAAUACAAAGUUUGAGAUUGACCUGAAACUGCACAUAUGUGGUAUUGCCUCAAGGGAAUUCCUUCAAAUGCACAGGAAUUUCCUUCUUCGCAAAGAUCCUCAAAAGCGUCUGGAGGAGUCCAAGAAUCAGUACUUGUCUGCUUUCAUAGACUUAUACAGAGAGAGAGACCAUUGCCAACGCAAAGCACAGGACUUUGUUCAGCACAGUCUCCGACCAGCGAUCUUACAAUACAUCAAUAGGUUCCUUGGGACUGACAUUGUAGAUGAAAUGGUGAUAAGCAGCCACGCAGCAGAGUACAGAUCACGAUCAUCCUUCCAGUACUCUAUCCUCAAGGAGCUGCUGGAAAAAGAUGACUUCCAGGCCUUUGUCAAAUACUUUGAGAAGUACGAGAUCUAUGUUAAAGAUUUGAUAUGCCAGCACAUUAAAGAAUGCUUUUCAGCUGAGAUGUCGUUUGACAUGUUGAAAAACAAGAGGCUGAAGGAGAUCAAUCAAAAGAUAAUGGAGGCCAUUGAAAAAGCUAGCCAACCUCUGCCCAAGGACACUAAAAGUGUCACAGAGUUUAUGAAAAACCUGUGCAAACAUCUUGACAAAGACAUCUCCAUAUCUAUGGACGCUGUUGAGGUGGUCCUCUUUCAGAUAAGUACUACCUGCGAUCGUUUCACCACGAGUCUCCGCGAGUCACUGAGUGACUUGAAGCAGCAAAUGCAAGAUGAAUUCUCAAAAUCCAUUGACAUCAUUGAAUCCCUUUACGCCCUUCCCAUCAAACCUCAGGACGAGCUCUUCAUGCGUGUGUCGGGUUGUGCGAAGCAGUGCCCCUUCUGCAAAAUGCCGUGUGAUGCUGGAGGUAAAGAACACAGACAGCAUCACGCAAAUGCACAUCGACCACAAGCACUGGGCAGAUACAGAAGUGUUCAGACUCAAGAACUGAUUGAAACACUUUGCACAACUGAUGUAAACAGUAAAAAAUCAUUCAAAAAUGGAGACACUGACUGGGAGCUUCACCCUUACAAAGACUAUCGUACCUAUUACCCAGAAUGGAACAUCCAACCAGACUCAACUGAUGAGGCUUCUGACUACUGGAAAUAUGUCCUGGCGACAUACAACGACAGGCUGGCUGUGAUGCACAAUGCCAAGCCAGCUGUGAUUCCAGAGGCAUGGAAGAGCAUCACAAAAGCGCAAGCAUUGGAAGGAUUGAAGGUAGCUUUUGGUAUAAAAGUGUAGGUAGUAGCAGAAUUUUCCACCUGAGUGCAAUUUGGGCGACGACUUCAUUUAUGAAAAUCAAUGUUCAGAAUGUUAUGCUGUGUAAAUUAAAAUCAUGUUGUAAAAUGUAUUCUCUGAAUGCUCAGUAGAUGUAUAAUCUGUGUUCCAGGUACAUACGGUAUCUCCCAUGUUUAGACAGGUUGGCCUCCCGCUAGAAUGACUGUCCCAUACUGUAAAAUAAUCCCUUUUUUUAUAGCUUUGUAACAUGCAUACCUGUGUCACUGUCCAAGGUAAAAUUACUGUCCUAGGCAAAAUUACUGUAAAAUAACCCUCCAGAUUAAAAAUGAUUACGCUCCAUAAUAGCCUAAUCUGUCUCACUGUCCCAGAUAAUGGCGUGUUAAAAAUCAUUAGAAUCAUGUUUAAACUUACUUUGAAUAGGUUAGAGAUAUAAUUUUGGGGGGCAAGAUGAGACAGAUAUUUUCAUGUUAAUUGUUCAUUUAGUCUCUUGCUGUUAUGGCCUCUCUCCCACUCUCUCCCACUCUCUCCCACUCUCUCCCAUUAAUUGUUUGAUGUUUGGGUUUGUUUUGCUGUUGCUUUUGUUUUUCUUUAUUGUAAAGCGACUUUGUGUUUCAGAAACGAGCUAUAAAAAUACUAUGUAUAAUUAUUAUUAGAUGACGAUGACACCUAGAAUCUCUACAAUGUUCAACGGGAAGAGAUGACAUGACUGAAGAGGGAAUUGAUCGAGUGGCACGAACAAGUUCACCCUGAUCAUGUUCACCCUGAUCAUGUUCACCCUGAUCAUGUUCACCCUGAUCAUGUUCACCCUGAUCAUGUCGUUGUAUGUCUUUUAAUGGAACUGUGUGUGUAGAAAUAUUGUAUUCAAGACAUGAUUCAACUGUGACAAGAGGAAGGUUUUUAAACAAUGUGUCAAAAGCAAAAUAUGCUUAUUAAUUAAAUCUGAUUUGUCAUUAUUGAGGUUGUACAAUAAUUAACAUAUUGAUGAAAUUAUGUUAGUCACUGUAGUCUUGUGAAAAUAUGCAGAAUGUAAUAAACAACCUAUUCAUUUAA